Messenger RNA from Acanthosepion pharaonis, 453 nucleotides. The record is from the annotation of a GenBank genome assembly. NCBI's taxonomy places the organism in Eukaryota, Metazoa, Mollusca, Cephalopoda, Sepiida, Sepiidae.
AUGGAAAGAGACAAAUUAUUAUGCUGUCAAAUUUGUUAUUUCCGUUUCGUUCCGUUAAUUGGAACGCCAUUUGGAAACACGGGAUUUUGUCUCACGCGUGUUUAUCAGUUGCUUUUCCUAAACAUUAUUUCUCUUUCUUUUUUACCUUCGCUUACUGGUGGAGUUUUGUCUCAGCAGGAUACGCGAAGCGAUUUUUGUGCGCAUACGAGUUUCAUUCUACACAACAAUUUAAUCAGAUCGCUCGUUAUCUAUUUUGGUUCCUAUCUAUCUAUCUAUCUAUCUAUCUAUCUAUCUACGCAGGAUUUUAUCUAUCUAUAUUUGUUCAUUAUCUAUCUAUAUAUAUUUGUUCAUAUCUAUCUAUCUAUCUAUCUGUCUAUCUAUCUAUCUGUCUAUCUAUCUAUCUAUCUGUCUGUCUUGGUUCAUAUCUAUCUAUCUAUCUAUCUAUCGAACUAG